Molecule: messenger RNA, 996 nt
Organism: Tuber melanosporum (Perigord truffle)
Lineage: Eukaryota; Fungi; Ascomycota; Pezizomycetes; Pezizales; Tuberaceae
Exons: 5
Coding region: 1-876 (291 amino acids)
Source: RefSeq, a predicted model, not a curated record
AUGUUCAACGAUGAUCUUCUCAUCUGCAACGCUUGCGGAACCCAAUUCGAUACCUGCGACCGAAAUGUGCUCAAGAACUGUCGAAUUUGCGAUGACCCUCGCCAAUUUGUUCCUCCAACCGGACAAUCGUUCACAACCCUUGCGGCUAUGAGGGGCAAUUAUGAGACUAGGAUGGCCCCAGAUCAAACCAACAAUAAUAUAAUUUCCAUCUGGACCGAACCGAAAUUUGCGAUCGGCCAGCGUGCCUUCUUGAUUAAAACGCCUCACGGAAACGUUCUAUGGGAUCUAGUAACCUACCUUAACGGUGAGACCAUCCGAAAAAUCAAUCAAGAGGGCGGGAUCCAGGCUAUUGUGAUUUCACACCCACACUACUACACCACACACAACCUCUGGGCAAAAACAUUCCGUUGUCGGGUAUACCUCGCAGCAGAAGAUAAAGAGUGGCUAUGUCAGCGGGAUCCCCAGGGAAGGGUCUUCAUCGAGGGGUACAAGAAAGAGGUUAUUAAGGGAGUAACAGCAGUUAAAGUGGGAGGGCACUUUCCAGGUAGUUUAGUGCUACACUGGGAGGACAGAUUGUUCAUUGCUGAUUCAUUUGUCACUGUACCGAGUGCGUUGUAUCACGAGGGAAGACUACCGGGGACCGCGACUUUUAGCUUUAUGUGGUCAAUUCCGAACAUGAUUCCGAUGUCACCACAGGCUAUAGUAAAUAUUUGGAAUGCCCUGAAGCCUUACGAAUUCACGACUACCCAUGGUGCAUUCACAGGGCUAGAUGUUCGGGACUCUAGGGUCAAGCAGAGAUUACUGGAGAGUGCUAAGAUUGCAAUCAGGGCGAUGGGAUAUGAAGAGAGUCAGUUCAUUGAGCAACUGUCGGAGUAGGAACUGACGCAAUAACUGCUUUUGAAGACUCCUGUAUCAUGCUAUUAUUAUUCGCCGACACUAAGGUGGAGAGCAAGGUGUUGUAAGAAACCGUAAUAUCAAUACCGGGAUUUCUCGCAA